AUGAGAGGCUUUCGACUACCGACCUUGGCGACAGGCCUGGUGUCUGGCCUCCUGGUAUCUAUUGUCGCCGCGCAGGGGGAUACCGCCAUACAUGAGCCAGGCCGCUGCGCGAUCCGCGGUCACUGUGGGAAGAAGAGCUUUUUCGGCGGCGAGCUGCCUUGUCCAGAUAACGGGCUAGCCCGAGAGCCCGACGCGUCCGUUAGAGAGAAACUGGUUUCGCUCUGUGGAAGCGAGUGGUCGGAAGGACCCGUGUGCUGUGAAGAAGAACAGGUCGAUGCUCUGAAAAAGAACCUGAAACUUGCAGAAGGAAUUAUUGCGUCGUGUCCGGCAUGCGUUGCGAACUUCUUCGACAUAUUCUGCACGUUUACAUGCUCCCCGGAUCAAUCACUGUUCGUCAACGUCACUCAAACCGAACCCAAGGGCGACAAACUACUUGUCACUGAAGUGGAAAACCUGUGGUCCGAAGACUACCAGAGCGGAUUCUAUGACAGCUGCAAGAACGUCAAAAACGGCGCGUCUGGUGGCAAAGCUAUAGACUUCAUCGGAGGGGGAGCAAAGAAUUACACACAGUUUAUGAAAUUUUUGGGCGACAAAAAGUUACUCGGCAGCCCUUUCCAGAUCAACUACGAGACGGAGCCAAGCAAUCCUGAUCCCCACGGUAUGCAGGCGCUUUCCCUGACGACAAAAGCUUGCAAUGACUCCGAUCCUGCCUAUCGGUGUUCAUGCGUAGACUGUCCCUCCGUCUGCCCGACUUUGCCCGAGAUCAAAUCACAGCAAUAUUGCCAUGUCGGGCUCAUGCCUUGCUUGUCCUUUGCCGUUGUUAUAAUUUACUCGGUAUUUUUAUUAAUCAUCAUAUCGGUAUCAAGUUAUGUAACCUAUCGAGAACGCAGGUUUCGCAAGCCUGAGCGCGUCAGACUGUUACAAGAUCCGGUCGCCAGUGAUGACGAGGACGAUAUCGAUUACGUUCAUGGUGAUGGGUAUUUGGAAACCCCAUUGAGAGACUACAAGUUAAACGGAAUAUGUGACGCUAUAUUCAGUCGAAUCGGGGGCACUUGCGCUCGUUUUCCCGCUAUUACAAUAUCUCUGAGUAUCCUCAUUGUCGGUUUGCUCAGUUUGGGCUGGAUGCAGUUUGCCGUCGAAACCGAUCCAGUUCGCCUGUGGGUUAGCCCAACCUCGGAUGCUGCCCAGGAGAAAGAAUAUUUUGACCAAAACUUUGGGCCAUUCUACCGUGCCGAGCAGGUCUUCCUUGUGAAUGAUACGGGUCCUGUUCUGAGCUAUGAGACGCUGAGCUGGUGGUCCGAUGUUGAGAGUAGAGUUCGUCGAAUGAUUUCUCUGAACCAAGGAUUAACUCUGGAUGAUGUGUGUUUCAAACCUACCGGGGACGCUUGCGUGGUGCAAUCCCUGACCGGAUACUACGGCGGUUCCAUGGCUGGGGUCACCCCAAGAAACUGGGCCAAGACACUCACUCAUUGCACCGAGUCUCCUGGCGACGUGAGCUGCCUCCCAGACUUUAAGCAGCCUCUUCAACCUACUAUGAUCCUUGGUGGUUAUGAAGAUACCGGCAAUGUCCUUGACGCAAAUGCUAUUGUGGUUACAUGGGUGGUGAACAACUAUGCGCAAGGCUCAGAAGGCGAGCAGAAAGCCAUGGAUUGGGAAGAUAGCUUGCAGCGGAUUUUGUCCGUAGUGCAAGAAGAAGCCGCUGAACGCAACCUUCGUGUCUCAUUCAACACUGAAAAGAGUCUGGAACAGGAGUUGAACAAAUCGACCAAUACUGAUGCCAAGAUCGUGGUUAUCAGCUAUGUCAUCAUGUUCAUUUAUGCUUCCGUUGCCCUGGGGUCUGGAGCACUGACCUUUAGAUCGCUCGUGAUGAACCCUUCUAACGCGUUGGUGCAGUCGAAAUUUACACUAGGUAUUGUUGGCAUUGUGAUUGUAUUGAUGUCGGUAUCUGCUUCUGUUGGGCUGUUCUCUGCAGCUGGCAUUAAGGUCACCCUGAUUAUUGCCGAGGUGAUACCUUUCCUUGUCCUUGCCGUCGGCGUCGAUAAUAUCUUUUUGAUCGUCAAUGAGUUUGAUCGCGUGAAUGUUAGCCACCCUGAUGAAGAGAUCGAUGAGCGUGUUGCUCGUGCACUUGGCCGGAUGGGACCGAGCAUUCUUCUGUCAGCUAUCACAGAAACGGUGGCUUUCUCUUUGGGAAUUUUGGUUGGCAUGCCUGCGGUCAAAAACUUUGCCGCAUAUGCUGCUGGAGCCGUCUUCAUCAAUGCAAUUCUACAAGUCACCAUGUUCAUAUCUGUUCUCGCUCUCAACCAAAAGAGAGUAGAGAGUCUCCGAGCGGACUGCUUCCCUUGCUUGACAGUCCGCCGAGCAACAUCGUCCGGUCUCCAGGAUGGUGCUGCGUUUGAUGAUAUGGCUGGGGAAAGCCUGCUGCAGGAGUUUAUUCGUCGCAUUUAUGCCCCAACUUUACUCGAUCGGCGAGUCAAGGCUGCUGUGAUCGUCUUUUUUCUGGGACUUUUUGCCGCCGGCUUGGCUUUGAUACCCGAAGUGCAACUUGGCCUAGACCAGCGUAUUGCCCUUCCUAGCGAAUCCUAUCUUAUUCAGUACUUUGAUGACCUCGACGCAUAUUUCCAAACUGGGCCCCCGGUAUAUUUCGUGACCCGCGACGUGAACAUCACAGCGCGGUCGCAUCAGCGACAGCUCUGUGGCCGCUUUUCAACGUGCGAAGAAUAUUCACUUCCCUUUGUGCUGGAGCAAGAAACGAAACGGCCUGAGGUAUCGUAUAUCUCUGGGUCGACUGCUAGCUGGAUCGAUGAUUUCUUCUACUGGCUGAACCCACAGCAAGACUGCUGUAAGGAAGAUGGAGAAACAUGUUUUGAGGAUCGAAUCCCGCCAUGGAACAUCACAUUAUAUGGAAUGCCUGAGGGCCAGGAGUUCCUUCAUUACGUGGAAAAGUGGAUUGAUUCACCAACUGAUGAAUCCUGCCCUCUUGGAGGCAAAGCCCCCUACAGCAAUGCUCUGGUGAUUGAUCCCAAGGACAUUACGAUCAGCGCCAGUCAUUUCCGUACGAGCCAUACUCCGCUGAAGAGCCAGCCCGAUUUCAUCAACGCGUAUGCUGCUGCCCGUCGGAUUUCGAAGGACCUGUCGGACGAACACGAUAUCGAUAUCUUUCCAUAUUCCAAAUUUUACAUCUUCUUUGAUCAAUAUGCAAGCAUCAUUCAACUGACUGGCACUCUUCUUGGAGCUGCUGUUGCUCUCAUCUUCGUGCUUAGCUCUAUUCUGUUGGGCUCCGUCGCGACCGGGGCAGUCGUUGUCACGACAGUUGUCAUGAUUGUGGUCGAUAUAAUCGGGACGAUGGCUGUAGCUGGAGUGUCCCUCAACGCCGUGUCACUCGUCAAUUUGGUGAUUUGCGUCGGCAUCGCAGUCGAAUUCUGCGCCCACAUUGCGCGCGCUUUCAUGUUUCCAUCUCGGACCAUUCUGGAGCGCAGCCCUAAACUGCGUGGAAAAGACGCGCGCGCAUGGACGGCGCUCGUGAACGUUGGAGGCAGUGUCUUCAGCGGCAUUACAAUCACCAAGUUGCUUGGUGUUUGUGUGCUGGCUUUUACACGCAGCAAGAUUUUCGAGAUAUACUAUUUCCGAGUCUGGUUGGCUCUGGUCAUUUUCGCAUCUACCCACGCUCUGAUCUUUUUGCCAGUUGCCUUGAGCUAUUUUGGCGGGGAAGGAUACGCGGACCCAGAGUCCGAUGGCGGACUGGAAGAGAAUCUCGCUGCGCGCGGAUAUCGAUCACUCCUUAUGAACGACGAUGACUAUGACUACGACUCUGAAGAAGAGGACUGA
This is a messenger RNA of Talaromyces rugulosus, 3825 nucleotides long. RefSeq lists its product as uncharacterized. The record is from RefSeq and is a predicted model, not a curated record. Gene Ontology annotation, cellular component: membrane. Gene Ontology annotation, molecular function: lipid carrier activity. Lineage: Eukaryota; Fungi; Ascomycota; Eurotiomycetes; Eurotiales; Trichocomaceae. Bases 1 to 3825 code for a protein of 1274 amino acids. The transcript has 3 exons.